AUGAUUCCUCAUAGCAACGAGUGUAAGUCCCAAAAGGAAGAGGACAGGAGUAACCAUUUGAACGAUCAAGUGGUGCGUGACAACACUAACGGUAGAAAUGUAUGCUCCUUUCCUCAGGAUGUAAGAAAUGUAGGCUACGACGGCACAUGCAAAGAGUCGGAAGCAAAUCCCUUUCGCUGCAUCAGUGCGAAGGAUGGCCACAAUGCUUGUGCAAGCGGUAGGACACCCCCUUGCGAUGACUCAAGAUGCGACAAUGUAGUGGUCAAGAAAAAGAAGAAACCUUUUCUUCACGAAUUAUGCAAAAAUUAUGUAAAGCUGACUUUACACAGACCAUGCUGCGUCAUGCUAAGUGUGACCAUAGGAUUAUUCAUUGUGACCCUUAUGAGCAUCUCUCUUUAUGUGAACAUAUUUAGUGAAGUGGAAAAUAGGUCGGAAGUUCUAACCUCUAUUCUGAGAAAGAUAAAUGGAGAGGAAUUCAUAAAAAUGAAUGUCGGCAACGCAAGCGAUGUAAUGAUUCACACAAGUGACAGUAUAGGGGAUAAAGUGGAAGAUUAUUUUAAAUUUUAUAAAAAGGAAAAAGCAGCAACGUUGUUGUUUUAUCUUGACAAGGAGGAGGGGAAAACGAUUCUACAAUACGAUACGCUUAAAGACAUUUUCUUUUUGGUGCAAUUUUUUAAGCAAAUGAAAACAAGAAAUAAAAAAAACUGGAGUGAAAUGUGUAAACGGUUUGAUGUUCCUAUGAUGGAGUCUAAAUGCUUCGUGUUAGGUUUGUUCACCAUUUCGGAACUUCAAAAUGCAGAAUAUGACACGACACCUAAUUGGGAAGAAUAUUUUGAUGAUCUCCUAGAAAAGGACGAAAGAUCUGUGGGCAAUUUUUUCUACAACGCACUUAUUUUUUUGCCCAAUUUUUUAUAUCAGCCUCAUAAGUUCGACACUCAGAGAAAGAAGAUAAAGGACAUAACAUCUGACCUGUCUAAAAAUGUGGAGGCUCUUUUAUUUGUCUUCAAUUUCGAUGAAGGUGUUGACGACUCCUCUUUGAAUGAAUGGUAUCGUCUGCUGAACAUGCAUGUGAAAUUGCUGAAUGCAGGGGAGAAAAAGUUUGUAACGAUUCAAAAUUUGGACAGCAGUACUUAUGUUCAUGAGAUAAAUCAGGAUAGGAAUUGGAGCAUGGCUGUUGUGAAUGAAAAGAUACUUGAGGAUAACGAACAGUCAUCCAUCAGUGUAGGUUUUAAAUCAAAUUACGUGUUUGCCAUUUUGUCCUUUCUCUUUAUAUUCAUUUAUGCAUGUUCCUUUUCGUCGGACGGUUUGAAGCAUAAUGGACAAGACGAGGGACCAGAAAGAAAAAGGGGGAAAAAGUUUUUACUUAUCUUGUCUGUAUAUACCCUGACCUUCUUUUCCUUUUUCUCCACCUUUUUCAUCAAUUUGUUUUUCCAAAUUCAUGUUCUACGAAUUUAUUUAUUAAAUUUGUUCCCCCUUUUUUUUCUAAGCGUCCUAUUUUGCUGCGUCAACAUAUUUUAUCGCAACAAGUGCGUAGUGCAACCUUCCAACAUGAUAAUACGCAGAAUGAGGAGCGUAAAUAUUUCCAAGAACAAAUCUGUAGAUAUGAAUAAGUAUUAUCUGAGAGCUAGCUACAAGUCACUUUAUUUUGUGGGCAAAAUUACUUUAAUCGUUUUGUCCCUAUACUUGGUUGGAUUUUCCUGCACUUACAGAAUCGUCCAAGUGUUUUCUCUAAAUUCGAUUUUUGCCAUCCUUUGUCUGUUUCUCUACUACGCUGUGUUUUUUAACAACAUGUUUGGCCUUUUGUUUUACAGGGACAACCACUUGUUGCUUUCACCAUCUCAAUUGUUACCACUUGCGCAGUCGGGAUGUAGCACGUCGAGGGAUCAACCCGAGGAGCAUGUUAUAGCCUUUUCAGAGGUGGUGAAUAGUGGAGUGAUGGUACACAAUAGUUGCAUAUCGAGUGGAAACUCUGCACAUGGGGUGAGCCAUAUUUCCCCCAACGCACGCUGUUCAUGCGAAGGUGUAGAUGGGAAGAAGCAUCACAUAGGAAAUUGCAUUUACCCGAAUGGUAUGGAAAAUUGCACUGAAAAGAAGGAAGACAGGAAUAAAGCAAGCUGUGGGAGAACCCCAAGGAAGGGAUUUCUCCUCCUCGUUGUGUUAUUUUUCCUCCUCAUUUUAGCGUUCUCCCUAACUUUCCUAAUAAGGAACGAGAAGAUUCACCUGGAUGUGUACCAUUACAUGACGCAGGAAUCGCCACUGAGAAGGUUUAUUCAAAACUUUGAGAAAAGGGCAGGGUUCGUAAUCGAGCCAGCAUAUUUGGUGUUGCCUUCUUCACACGAGUUUGACUACGGGGAUGAACAAAACGCAAAUGUAAUAAUAAACCUUGUAAACCAAAUGCAGGAGGAAGGAUGUAUUCAUGAACCCAUUGUAUCGUGGGUUCAUGCAUUUGAAUUAUUAAAAAAUGACUGCCGCACUAUAGACUCUUUUACUAAUCAGUACGAUUUGGAUCGCUAUAAAAAAUCAUGUCAUAACAUCAUUCCACAUAAAGAGGGCAAAGAACUCCAUUUGAAUAAGUUAAAAGAAAUUUUUUUCAAAGAUGAGGAAAAGACAUGUGAUAGCUUUUACCAAAUUGUGUACGAAUGGAUGAAUCACAAAGAGGACGGGAUAUAUGAUAGUCAAUUUUUUAAGAUUAAAACGUUGUACGGGGAAAAAAUUGGCCACAUCCUCCCCCAGUACUACAACAUAAGGCCACACUUGUUCUAUGGCGAUUAUGUGAAGAUGCACGACCCGCACAGCAUAUCGAGCAGCCGAAUCGGCUUUGUCCUGCACAAUUACACAUCCAACCAAGUAAAGAACAUGGAAAAUUUGAACAGAAUAAACAAUAUUGUAAAAAGGAGUAACAUAAAGAAUACAUAUUUUUACUCAGAAAGUUACGUACUAUACAAUCAAGCUACCAGAUUUAUGUCAGAAUGCAAAGUGAUGUUAAUUCUAUACUUUUUGAUUUACUUAUUUUCUUUAUACAUGUUCAAUAGCAUGGGGGUGGUAAUAAUAUUUCACUUUUGGCUCUGCUAUAAUUUAAGUGCGCUUUAUUUUAUGCAUAGCUUUGAAGUGAAUACUGAUGCGAUUACGGUUAUUUUGUUAAAAAUGGGGGCAGUCAUAUCUUUGUCUCAUUACCUGUAUGCAACUCUGUUUUUUGAGUCGAUCAUGCUAGACAGGAAGAAUUAUUCCAACAGCAUGCGGCAGUCUUACCCCUACUUGGUGUUCCUCGUGUUGUACCUUAUUAGUUUCACCCUGGAAGAUUACGCAUCGAACGUUUUGAGGCUACUCAUCCUGAACCACCUCGUCUGGUUCUUCCUAUACAGCUUAAUAAUUUUUUUCGUCCACAAAAUGUACGUGAAUAGCGCAUGA
Messenger RNA from Plasmodium fragile, 3408 nucleotides. RefSeq lists its product as uncharacterized. NCBI's taxonomy places the organism in Eukaryota, Apicomplexa, Aconoidasida, Haemosporida, Plasmodiidae. Bases 1 to 3408 code for a protein of 1135 amino acids. The transcript has 3 exons. The record is from RefSeq and is a predicted model, not a curated record.